Messenger RNA from Epinephelus lanceolatus (giant grouper), 967 nucleotides. RefSeq lists its product as uncharacterized. NCBI's taxonomy places the organism in Eukaryota, Metazoa, Chordata, Actinopteri, Perciformes, Serranidae. The record is from RefSeq and is a predicted model, not a curated record.
UCUGUUUUCAGCUACACUGUUUUUUCGGUUCGUGUCACAAACACAAGUUUAGCCGAGGGUAACACAGCAGCAGGUCUCCACAUUGCUUCAGCCAUGGGCAGGGACUGUGGUCCUCGCCAAAAGUGGGACAGCCUGCUCAGUAUAUGUUUCCCAAGCGUGAGGAAAACCAGACCUGAACCUGAUCCACCAUCAGAGCCGCCCCUGGCUGAUUUGGUCCAAUUUACAGCCAAGACCCCACCCCCAGCAUCACUGAGUCGGUCACCUGAGGCCGAUUCAGUGAUGCUGCUAAAUCCGGCUCUGUGGAUCUUUGUGGUGCUGGCCACAGUGGGGUCCAUCGUGGCUCUGGUUCUGUGGUUUCUCAUAUACAAGCGACAGACCCGCAACAUCAGCAUCUCAGAGGACGCAGAACGGCGUCAGGAGCCUCUUCAGAAAACAGAGCCACCUGCCAAAAUCCACCUGCCGCCUCCAGAGAGAAACGGUCAGGCUGAGAUGUUGCUGGGAGCAGCAUGGGCCCUUUCACCCUGCCCUCACCUGCACCUGGGGGCCCAGACAGGCUCAAAGUGGGAGGAGGGCUUCACUGCAUGCAGAGACCCCGCAAAACAUGCUGGGACAGAGGGGGGCAGAGGGCCGCCUGCGUGCAGCACAAUGAGGGAACACCGCAUCCCACUUCCUGCCACAGAGCUGGGUGGCACCGCGUUAGUUACAACUAAAACUGUGUAGGGCUGUGUGUGUGUGUGUGUGGAUAAUCUUCUAACAUGUUUUUUAAAACAAUUUUCUACUGCUGUUGUUUUAUCUCACUGCCUUGCUUGAUGAAUACAAGUGUCAUGAUGUAGAUUGGUGUCCAAUAAUACCAUGUAAGACUGUUUAUGGUGUCGUGUACUUUGCUGCAAAGUGUUGUUAAAAGACAAAACAAACAAACUGCUCUGAAUCUUAUGCUAUAUUUUAAUAAAACACAAAACCAAAAUCA